Messenger RNA from Fusarium keratoplasticum, 3303 nucleotides. RefSeq names its product DNA mismatch repair protein. Gene Ontology annotation, biological process: mismatch repair; mitotic recombination. Gene Ontology annotation, cellular component: nucleus. The record is from RefSeq and is a predicted model, not a curated record. Bases 1 to 3303 code for a protein of 1100 amino acids. Gene Ontology annotation, molecular function: mismatched DNA binding; ATP-dependent DNA damage sensor activity; ATP binding. The transcript is spliced from 2 exons. Lineage: Eukaryota; Fungi; Ascomycota; Sordariomycetes; Hypocreales; Nectriaceae.
AUGGCUCCCGCCACAAAGCCCGCAGCAAAGAAGCAGCAGUCUCUCACUUCCUUCUUCACUCCCAAGACCGUCAAUGGCCUAGCUGCCGUCUUCCAGAAGGAGAGCGAGGCACGAGCCAAGGCUCAAUCCCCUUCGAGCAAAGAUGCCGGCUCGCCAUCACGAAAACGACCGCUAGAAGACACGGAAAAGGAGAACGAACAACCCGAGAAGGCCCUCAAAAAGUCUCGAGCAGAUGAUGCAGAGGAUGCAGAAUCAAGUACAUUCUUCUCCAAAACAAAGGCCAAUCAAUCAUCACCCUCCAGGGCACGCACGGAACGAUAUCGAUACGACGAUUCGAGUGCACGGAAUACUCAGAAGGCCCAAGAGAACGCCGAGGAAGACGAGGAUGCGCAAGAGAAGCGACGGCAACAUGAGCUACACAAAAAGUUCGUCAAGAAACUCGGGCACCCGGACGCCAUGGCCUGGCGACGCCGUCUCCAGGACGACGCGCCAGCCGGCGAUGAUGAAGAUGCAGAUGGUGAAGGAGACGAGGACGAGGCUGCGGCGCCCAAAACAAAAACCAAGAAGAAGGGCUCCAAGACUGGGAAGCUGACUCCCAUGGAGAUACAGUUCCUCGACAUCAAGAGGAAGCAUUUGGACACAAUCCUCAUUGUCGAGGUUGGCUACAAGUUCCGGUUUUUUGGUGAAGACGCUCGCAUCGCAGCCAAGGAGCUGAGCAUAGUCUGCAUACCUGGAAAGAUGCGAUAUGAUGAGCACCCGUCAGAGGCACACCUGGAUCGCUUUGCUUCAGCCAGCAUCCCCGUCCAUCGUCUUCCCGUCCACGCAAAGCGCCUAGUCGCUGCAGGCCACAAGGUUGGAGUCGUCCGUCAGAUCGAGACUGCUGCCCUGAAGAAGGCUGGUGACAACCGUAAUACGCCUUUCAUCCGGAAACUCACCAACCUCUACACCAAGGGCACAUAUAUCGAUGAGAAUGGUGAGCUCGAUCAAGGUAGUGGCUCUGGCGCUCCUUCGGGCGGCUACCUACUUUGCAUCACCGAGACCAAGGCCAAGGGAUGGGGCACUGAUGAGAAGGUUGAUGUCGGCAUUCUUGCUGUGCAGCCAGCCACAGGAGACAUCAUCUACGACAACUUUGAAGAUGGCUUCAUGCGGAGCGAAAUUGAGACUCGACUAUUGCACAUCUCCCCUUGCGAGUUUCUCAUUGUGGGUGACUUGACCAAGGGCACGGAUAAGCUCGUGCAGCACUUGUCGGGCAGCAGCACCAACGUCUUUGGUGACCGAAGUCGGGUCGAGCGCGUUCCCAGGGGUAAGACCAUGGCCGCUGAAGCAUACUCGCACGUCACCCAGUUCUACGCCGAUAAGCUGAAGGAAAACAACCAAGAUGAGACUGCCGCCGCCCUUCUCGACAAAGUCCUGAAGCUGCCCGAACCCGUCACUAUCUGCCUCUCAGCCAUGAUCAACCAUCUUCAGGAGUAUGGCCUGGAGCACAUCUUUGACCUCACCAAGUACUUUCAGAGCUUCAGCACACGUUCUCACAUGCUCAUCAAUGGCACCACCCUCGAAAGCCUCGAGGUGUAUCGAAACUCAACGGACCACUCUGAAAAGGGCAGUCUAUUCUGGGCACUGGACAAGACCAUCACUCGCCCUGGUCACCGGCUUCUUCGAAAGUGGGUAGGCCGGCCCUUGCUUGAUCAGCAACUUCUCGAAGGACGUCUCGCCGCCGUAGAAGAGCUUCUUGAGAAGCAAUCUACUGCACCCGUUGCCCAGCUGGAAGCCCUCUUGGCCAAUGCCAAAACGGACCUCGAGCGGAGCCUCAUCCGUAUCUACUACGGCAAAUGCACCCGCCCUGAACUCGUCUCCGUCCUCCAGGCCCUCCAAAAGGUCGCAAGUCACUACUCGACCGUCAAGUCCCCUUCCGACGCCCCUUUUAGUUCUCCUCUCCUCAACGAUGCUAUUUGUGCUCUCCCCCAGAUCCUGGACACUGUCAUUUCCUACCUAGAGCAGAUCAAUCUCGGCGCUGCUCGAAAAGACGACAAGUAUGGCUUCUUUCGCGAUGAGUAUCAGACCGAGGACAUGCAAGAUCACCAACUGGGAAUCGCCCACGUCGAACACGAGCUGGACGGCCACCGUGCUAUCGCUGCUGAGAAGAUCAAGAAGAAGACGGUCGAAUACGUCACCGUCGCCGGCAUCGAGUAUCUGAUUGAGGUACCCAACGCAGACAUCAAGAAUGUCCCGGCGUCGUGGAGCAAGAUCUCGGGCACCAAGAAGCUAUCACGCUUCCAUACCCCUGAGGUCCUCCGCCUCAUCACCGAGCGCGACCAGCAUCGCGAAGCCCUGGCCGCUGCCUGCGACAAGGCCUUCAAGGACCUCCUCGCUGCUAUUUCGGCAGACUACCAGCCUCUCCGCGAUGCCGUCUCGGCACUGGCAACCCUCGACUGUCUUCUCUCCCUCUCCAAGGUCGCCGCUCAGCCCGGCUACUCUCGCCCAUCUUUCCUCCCCUCCUCCUCUGACCCUACCAUCUCCAUCACCAAUGGUCGCCACGCCAUCGCCGAGCACACACUUGAGGGUGGCUACAUCCCUUUUUCCACCAAACUCGCACACCCAUCACCUCUCGCCCAUCUCAUCACCGGACCCAACAUGGGCGGCAAGUCCUCCUUUGUCCGAGCCCUUGCUCUCAUCGUCCUCCUCGCACAGGUUGGCUCCUUUGUGCCUGCCGAUGCCCUCUCCCUCACCCUUUGUGAUGCCAUCCACACCCGUACGGGUGCCCGCGAUAAUCUCUUCGCCGGCGAGUCCACCUUCAUGGUCGAGGUCUCCGAGACGGCCCGCAUUCUCCGCUCCGCCGGUCCCCGGAGCCUGGUCAUCCUCGACGAGCUGGGUCGUGGUACUAGCACACACGACGGUGCUGCCAUCGCCCAAGCCGUUCUCCAACAUGUCGUCACAGAAACGCGCUGCUUGACACUAUUUAUUACCCACUAUCAGAAUCUAGCACGGGUCGCAGAGGGCCUCGAUGGUGUCAAAAACGUCCACAUGAAGUUCAAAGCUGAGAAGGGAGCCGAUGGUGAGGAGGAGGUCACCUUCUUAUAUGAGGUGGGUGAGGGUGUCGCCCACCGCUCCUAUGGCUUGAACGUCGCAAGACUUGCUCGCAUCCCGAAAAAGGUUAUUGAGGUUGCCUCCCUCAAGUCGAGUCAAAUGGAACAAGAAAUGAGAAUGCGACGCCUAAAGGGUAUCUGCCGCACCCUGUCCGAUGUGAUGGAUAAUGGACCAGACCAGCUCGAUCAUCUUGUAUCGAGCAUUGAACAAUUGUAA